UUAUUUUAUUAGUUUAUUUUUUCUCGCGCAUGUGAAGUUUACAUCAUCUCAAACAACAACUUUCCCCCCAAGUACCGACUUCACUACGACGGAAAAUUCUAAUACUUUUGCCACAACUUUUCCGAGUGUAGCGUCAUUUGCAACUGAAGAUGAGAGUACCACUUUGACAGCAGCAGACUCAGCACUUCCUACUUCAACUGUUACGAACGAAAACAAUUUAAACGAUGCCACAACUGAGCAGCCAGCUUUUGGAAGAUUUGAAUCUCAGAGAAGUCGGCCAUCUGCAAAUCAGGAAAUUGAGCAGCCUCAAGAUUCGACAAAUGGCAACAAUGGGCAGAGUGAGGAAAAAAAUAUCGCAUGGAAAUUCACUCGUGGUGGCAACAGUCAAGAUAUCUGGUCGCGUCCAUCCCAAACUAAUGGGUAUCCUCAAUGGCAAAAGGAAGUAUCACAACCAGCGCCUGUUCAAAAUCCACAGCCUGUUCAAAAUGCUGCAGGGGAAGCUAACAAAAAUAACGAACAACAGUAUGUUGUUUGGAAACCGGGGCAAAAUAACCCACCACCUGGUUGGACCAUAGAAGGUAUCCCUGAAGGCUGGAUAAAUGCAGCUCCUGAAGGUGGAAAUUGGGGUCCUCCUGACUCUUCACAAGGCGGAAUUAAUUCUGGUGGGUGGAAUGCUGCUCAAUGGACGAAUGGCCAAUCGUCUGUAAACGAAGAUUCUCAAGCCGAGUAUCAAGAAGAUGAGAAUUCCUCAAAUGAUAACGAAGCUUCUGGGUGGAAUAAUGCAGCUAAUGGUGGAUGGGUGGGUCCAGUAAAUGAUGCGGGUGGCUGGACAAAUCCAGUCGCUCAACAAGAAAACGGAAAUAUCCCUCCUUCAACUGGGUGGGCUCCUCAAAAUACUAAUGCUCCUGUUCAAAACGGGGCAUCUCCACAAAAUUCAAAUGCACCUGUACAAAAUGGAUGGGCAGCACCAAAUCAAAAUCCUGUUCCUCAAAAUGGAUGGCCGGCUCCAAACCAGAACCCUGUUCCUCCAAACGGUUGGGCAACAGUAGUUUCAAAUAAUCCUCCCCCUAAUAGUUGGCCUUCUCAAGCUGUAAACGUUCCUACUCAAAAUGGGUGGGCUCCUCCCGCUGCAAAUGCUCAACCUCAAAAUGGUUGGAUACCUCCAGCACCUAAUCCUCAAGCACAAAAUGGAUGGCCUCCUGGGUCCGGCGCUCCUCCCUCAAACCAAUGGAAGACUCAAACAAACGCUCCAAAUGCAUGGAAACAAGCACAACCUGCAAAUGCUGGGGCUGGUUGGACUCAAUCUCAACAACCAGGUAAUGUAUGGCAAACACCACCUCAACAAGCAGGUCCUGCACCUCAAACACCCAAAGUACAACCUAAUACUAAUGUACAAUGGAAUCAAAAUGCAGGAAAUAGUUGGACUGGACCUCAAACUGCUGCAAAACCAAAUGGAAACUCUGGAACAUGGAAUUCAAUUCCAAGCGGAGCAACUACUCCGUGGAAUAACGGACAGGCGAAUGUUGAAGCCUGGAACAAUGGAGGAUCCUCCCCUGGUAUACCAGACCCAUCUCUCUCAUGGAAGGUUUAUAAUGAAGACACUCAAACUAUGGAAAAUUUAGAUGAUAAUUUGGGAUGGAAAGUUGUAGGUGAUGGGGGAUCAAAUGGUUGGAAACUGGUAGAUGAAAAUGGAAAUGUUGAAUGGAAAAUUGAAAAUAUUAAUGGCGAAUGGAAAGUUACAAGUGCUGAUGAAGUUCCUAAACAAACAAACGUUACUUCAAACAAUACAGAAGUUUCAAAUUCGACAACUUCUGCAAAUGCUACAGCUGAAUCAUCGUCUACUACACCAUCACCAGCUGGGGGUUGGGAUGAUGCUAAACAAGGCCGGUACAUUGUUUGGAAAUUCUCAGAGGAUGGCAAAGGAGAAGCUCGAGUUUACAAUGGUGGAAAUUCAGAUCCUGAUGUGUGGACCAUUGGCGACAAUAAUCAAUAUUGGAAAGAAGCAGUCGCUGCAAAUGGAGCAAAUAAUGCAGGACCUUGGCCAACAAAUACUAAGUCGGCUGGAACUUCUGGAAGCAGCAGUCAAAAUAACAAAAAUGGAAGUUGGAACUCGGGUAGAAGUCGACAAAAUCCAAAUAAGUCUCGUUCGGGGAAAGGUGGUGCUAACGGUAAUACGCAGCAAAACAACAAAUGGAAAAACCAAAUAAGUGGCGGAACCUCUCAACCUAACAACGGAGGCUGGCAAACGGGUAACAUUGCAUCACCAAAACAGCAGCAAGGAAACAGUGUCGUUCCUCAAACUGGAACAGCAUCAGUUGGGUGGCAAAAUGGAAAUAAUGGUCCUCAAACUGGAAAUCCUCAAUGGCAAUCAAAUGCUCCACCAGCAACAGCCCACACAACUACUUGGAACAACAGAGGUUCAACUCAACAAGGAGUAGUAAGUUGGCAAAAUCAACAGCCAGUAGGUGACUGGAGUGUAGGACAGAAUCAAAACGCAGCACAAGCUGGUUGGCAACAAGGAGGAACUUCUGUAGCAGGUGCAGGGAAGAGUAACGUUUCAAAUGAUCAAAGAAGUAGGGCAAGGGGUAGGUCAAAGAACCGUGUACGAGGUGGUACUUCAAAAACUUGGAAACCAAGCAGCAAUAACAAUCAAAAUGCUGGUGUCUCUACUGGAACGACAUGGAGUAACGCUAACGGAGGAAAUCCAAAUACACAACCUUCCCCAAAUCCUUGGAAUACUCAGGCUCAAGGGGGCAUUGUGAAUGCGGGGAACGGAUUAUUAAGUGGAUGGCCAAUUAAUAACAAUGGAGGACAAAAUGUGCCAUAUAUUAUAAUUAUUAAAACACCUCAAGUCAUUACAUCACCUGGCGAUAAUUCAAACCCAUGGGCAUCACAAGGGAAUAACAAGCAGAAGAGUUCCCGAAUUGGAGCAAGUAAGCCUCAAGCAAAUCGUCGUGAAAACGGAAGUUGGGAAAUGAACAGAGCUGGAAGUAGUGGCUGGCAAUGGAAUCCUCAAGGAAAUAGAGAUGGCUGGAAAUGGAAUGAAGGGUGGAUGGGAUCAGGUGGUGGAUUCGGUGGGUGGGUAAAAGAUGGAAAUUCAAUGUACACUAGCUGGAAACCAACGAAAAACAAUGGCAAUUCUGGGUCUUCUCAAAGACCAGCCAAUAAGAGAGUGGGUGCAAACGGAAGCAAGAAAAACGGUAGUAAAAUGGUGUUUGUUUUUGGUUCAAAGAAAGGGUCUAAAGGAAAUAAAAAUCAACCAACUUCUGGGCGAUCAGGGAAAGGUAAACAGGUUAUAAUUAUAGACUACACAACAGGCAAGAAAGUCCCAAAAACUGAUGAAAAUAUGAAGAAGGAUAUCGAAACAGUAAUUCAAGCUCUUAAGUCUGCAAGACCGACUGGCCUAAAAGGAAGCGCUUCGGUAGAUACUAAAUCUAGUACUCAAAACUAACAGCAAUGGUCGUCAUGAACAUACCGAAUUAUUUAUUCAUUUACGAAGGUAUUCUUGACCUGUAUAGCUUUUCCAAAUGGUAUACGGAACAUUGAAAAAUUUUCCCUCUCUAGGAGUUUUCAUUUUCAUUGGGAUUUGCCCUACAUGUAAAAAUCAUUUACAAUUUUUCAUUGGUAGUUUGCUUCAUAUUAAUUCUCAUUAAAUACUUUCCUUCAUCAUGGCUUCAUGUUCUGAUUGCAAGAUCAUUUUAUUGGUGACGAGUACUAAUAUUGCUUACCUUGUUGAAGAUAAGUUUAAAAGAAUUAUUCGUUUAGAAAUAUGCUUAAUGUGUAUAUCUCUAAGUAAAGCCAUCUAUCUGGUUUACUAGCUGAUUACAAAACAGUAAACGUCUAUCAGAUGUAUGGAAGCAGUACUCAGAACGCAACAACAAUUUCUACUAUUUUUGUAUUUUAAUUAUGUAAAUAAAGCAUUUUUACAAGG
Messenger RNA from Parasteatoda tepidariorum (common house spider), 3931 nucleotides. RefSeq lists its product as uncharacterized. Lineage: Eukaryota; Metazoa; Arthropoda; Arachnida; Araneae; Theridiidae. The record is from RefSeq and is a predicted model, not a curated record.